Molecule: messenger RNA, 1152 nt
Organism: Penicillium canescens
Lineage: Eukaryota; Fungi; Ascomycota; Eurotiomycetes; Eurotiales; Aspergillaceae
Product: intradiol ring-cleavage dioxygenase
Exons: 5
Coding region: 1-1152 (383 amino acids)
Molecular function (GO): ferric iron binding; oxidoreductase activity, acting on single donors with incorporation of molecular oxygen, incorporation of two atoms of oxygen
Source: RefSeq, a predicted model, not a curated record
AUGGUCUACCUUGCAUCCAUUAUCUACGUUGGUCUGAUUGGCUUGACUGGCCUUGUUUCCGCUCAUCCAGGCCAUGAUGUCAAGGCCGAAGCUGCUGAGCGGGCUGCGUUCCUCCAGAACGCCCCCAUCCACUCACGCAGUCUUUCCCAGUGUACAUCUAAGCUGAAAUCUAGGGGCCAUGAGAGACGGAGCGUCGCGCGCCGCGAGACGGCCGUCAAGCAUCUGCGCCGUCGCCGUGGCAUUGAUUCUGCUGGCUAUUACCUCAAGGCACGUAGCCUCACUGAUGAUCUGAAUAUCUCGCAUCACUCCAACCUUACCGGCGUGGAUCUCUCCACCGACCCGAGCGUUUUGUUCGGAUCUGGAGGAACCUGCAUUCUUGCUCCGGAUGUCACUCAGGGACCCUACUAUGUCUCGGGCGAACUGGUUCGUGAGGAUAUCGUGGAGUCUCAAGCGGGUGUUCCUCUUUACUUGGACAUCCAGCUGAUUGACACCAACACUUGUGACCCACUUCCGGAUAUCUACAUGGAUUUGUGGCAUUGCAAUGCGACUGGCGUCUACUCAGGCAUCAUUGCCGGAGGAAACGGUGACUCUUCUGAUGAGGGCAAUAUCAAUACUACCUGGCUGCGAGGUAUCCAAGCGAGUGACGAAGAUGGUGUUGUCCACUUUGAAUCCAUCUUCCCUGGUCACUACACUGGCCGGACGGCUCACAUUCACAUUCUCACCCAUCCAACCAACGAAACCGAAGUCCUCGCCAACGGCACAAUCUCCGGUCUAUAUACCACGCACUCGUCAUAUGUCGGACAAACCUUCUUUGACCAGGACCUAAUAACAGCCGUCGAGAAAACCACACCAUACUCAACAAACACACAGCAACUAACAACCAACGCCGAAGACGGCAUCCUCGCCGGAGAAGCCGAAACCAUCGACCCAUUCAUGGAAUACGUUUAUCUCGGCGAUGACGUCUCAGACGGGAUCUUCGCUUGGAUCUCUGUUGGCAUUGAUCCUACCAAGGACAGAGAUGUCACUCCCGCAGCUUAUAACACUGAGGAUGGUGGAGUUGCGAAUGAGAAUUCUGGAGCCGGUGGCGGAUCUGGUGGUCCUCCUCCUGGUGCCUCUGGUAGCCCUGGUGCCAGGCCCACGCGCCUUGUCUAG